AUGUCUUCCUUCUUCACAGUCCCCUCUUCCCAAAAGAAGCGGAAACGGCUAGACUCCCAAUCCGAAGCUCCAAAAAAACGUCUCACGUCCCCCAAACCCGCAAAGGAGUCCAAACCCGCACGCAAACCUCGAAAAGAAAGAGACGACUCCAUCUCCGGCUCCGAAGACGAGGACUCACUCCCCGACGCACCUCGAGAUGACGACGCAGAAUCGAUUAAAUCUGCAUCCUCAGAGGGCGAAGGAGAAACAGCAGCAGAGCGGCGUUUGCGCCUCGCGGAACGGUAUCUAGAGAAUAUACGCACGGAAGUCGACGACGAGCAUGGUUUUGAUGCGGAGGAGAUUGAUAGAGAUUUGAUUGCUGAACGGUUAAAAGAGGAUGCUGCGGAGUCGAAAGGGAAGCUUUAUAGGCAGUUAGCGGAGGAGUUGGAGUUCGGGGAAGCGAAGAAGUGUAUAUGGAGGUGGAAUAGCGAUGUUGUUACGGGCGUUGCCCUUAAUAUGCCAUGGGCAUAUACUGUUUCCAAGGAUUUGGGGCUUGUGAAAUGGAGGUUACAGGAACUACCGGAAAACCAAUGGCUGCCGAAGAAUGGGAAGAAGAAGUCCAAGAAGCCUAAACCACCGCCGAAGAGGAAACCAGAGCAAGUUGCGUUUGUGAAGGGGGAUAGGAAGAAGAGUAAGGAGAACUCGUAUCAGGGACAUGUGGAUACUAUUCUAUGUGUUUCCGCUUCGCAAGACGGGAAGUUCGUAGUCACAGGCGGCAAAGAUAGAAGGAUCAUCGUCUGGGAUGCCGAAACUCUCAAAUGCCUGAGAGUCUUCACCCAACACCGAGACGCCGUUACAGGACUUGCAUUCCGAAGAGGCACAAACCAACUCUAUUCGUCAUCCAAAGACCGGACGAUCAAGAUCUGGAGCUUGGACGAGUUAGCAUAUAUCGAGACACUCUUCGGACACCAAGACGAAGUCGUCGACGUCGCGGCUCUCGCACAAGAACGCUGCAUCAGCGUCGGGGCACGGGACCGCACCGCCCGACUCUGGAAAGUCGUCGAAGAAACACAACUCGUAUUCCGGGGUGGUGGAAGCUCUGAAAAGAAAUCCAAGCCCUCCUCUUCGAAACACACCAAAACUCAAGAGGGCUCGAUUGACAGAGUCGCCAUGAUCGACGAGGAGAUGUUUGUCACUGGCUCAGACAACGGGAGUUUAAGUCUCUGGGCUAUCCAUAAGAAGAAGCCUGUGUUUACCCUGCCGCUAGCCCACGGUGUUGCGGAACAGAUGAAGUCCGAAGAGUACAGUGCGGAAGCGAUUCCCGAUCCGAGUGUUGUGCCGGCCCCGAGCCCGAGGUGGAUUACAGCGUUAGCGACGAUUCCGUAUUCGGAUGUUGUGUUGAGCGGGAGUUGGGAUGGGUGCGUGAGGGCGUGGAGAGUGAGCCCCGACAAAAAGAAGAUCGAGCCUAUGGGAGUUGUUGGAGAGGGUGGGAUCAUCCCCGAGACUAACGGGCAAGUCAAUGGCGAGCGAGAAGGAGCAAUUAAGGGUAUAGUCAACGACAUCUCUGUCUUCGAACGCGGAGAUAGAGGGAAAGACGGUGUUUGUGUUGUUGUUGCUCUGGGCAAGGAGCAUCGAUUUGGACGAUGGAACGAAGUCAAGGGGAAGAAUAGCGGUGUUGUUUUUGAGAUACCAAGGCUACAGAAGACGAAUGGGGUCGCUGCAGCCGUUGACGAAGAGGAAUGA
Molecule: messenger RNA, 1722 nt
Organism: Hyaloscypha bicolor E
Lineage: Eukaryota; Fungi; Ascomycota; Leotiomycetes; Helotiales; Hyaloscyphaceae
Product: WD40 repeat-like protein
Exons: 1
Coding region: 1-1722 (573 amino acids)
Cellular component (GO): small-subunit processome
Molecular function (GO): protein binding; snoRNA binding
Source: RefSeq, a predicted model, not a curated record